This is a messenger RNA of Aspergillus alliaceus, 2383 nucleotides long. RefSeq names its product cyclin-dependent serine/threonine protein kinase SSN3 (gene ssn3). Gene Ontology annotation, molecular function: RNA polymerase II CTD heptapeptide repeat kinase activity; ATP binding; cyclin-dependent protein serine/threonine kinase activity. The coding region runs from base 707 to 1993 and encodes 428 amino acids. Gene Ontology annotation, cellular component: mediator complex; nucleus. The record is from RefSeq and is a predicted model, not a curated record. The transcript has 3 exons. Gene Ontology annotation, biological process: protein phosphorylation. NCBI's taxonomy places the organism in Eukaryota, Fungi, Ascomycota, Eurotiomycetes, Eurotiales, Aspergillaceae.
CUAAACCGUUUGAGGCAUUCGAUGCAAACAAAUGCUAGACAAUCAGGCGAUCGUCUCUCCAACUUCUCCUCAUCCUCCAAACCAUUUGAUUUGAUUCCUCCCUAUCGCCAUUACUCCUGCAUCCUGCAGGUCUCAUGGUCUUGGUGGAGCUGAACCCCCCGUACCUCCCUUUUCUCUUCGUGCACUGUUCGCACCACACCACCUAGCCCACUGAGUUCCAUGGGCCGGAACGCUGUCUGUCUCCUGAUUUAUUGAAGCUAGCCCUCCGGCCAUCUCCACAUUCGCCUCUCACACUCCAAUGAGUCUGACAAACCCGCCCUCAUCAUCCGGCCCGUUAACUGCUGCUUCAUCCAGGCCCACUGCGGCCACCGUCAGCCAGAGUCUGUCUCUGAAAAAGAACCUGCAGGCCGCUGUUGAUGGUAAUACCAGUUAUUAUAAUCUUCUAUUAUAAUCCUUAUCCUUUUGUUUUCUAAGAAAAAAACCUUAUUUUGAGACACUUUCCCUUCCUCUUUGUUCGACCGGUUUGUUUCUUUUUCUUUAUGAUUUUAUUUUCUUAGGGUUGUCCCGUCGCGAUGUGCCCUGGCUGAGUGAAAGAUAUUCUUGUCUCCUUGCUCUUAUGAACACCUAUAAUAUUACUACUAUAUAAAACGCUCGCAAAGAGGACGAUCAGCCUCAACCAGGAUCUUCUUAGCGUUUUUCUUUCAUCAUGUUUGGAAGGAAUUUCCCGUUUUUCAACUCUAUCGGCGGGUUUUAUCCACGUGAGCAACUAGACUCGAGAAAGUCGUCUGGAACUGGAUAUACCAGCAAAGUCCGUGUUCGCGACAAAUAUCACAUUGUGGGAUUCAUCAGCAGCGGCACGUACGGACGGGUCUACAAAGCCCUUGGCAAAAAUGGCCAAAAGGGCGAAUUUGCGAUUAAAAAGUUUAAACCGGAUAAAGAGGGUGAGAUCAUCCAGUACACCGGCCUCUCCCAGUCUGCGAUUCGGGAGAUGGCCCUGUGCUCCGAGCUAGAUCACGCCAAUGUUGUGCAGCUAGAAGAAAUUAUUUUAGAGGACAAGUGCAUCUUCAUGGUCUUUGAGUAUACAGAACAUGAUCUACUUCAAAUUAUCCAUCAUCAUACUCAACCGCACAGACAUGCUAUUCCGGCCCCAAUGGUCAGGUCGAUCCUGUUUCAGCUUCUCAAUGGCUUACUCUACCUACAUACAAACUGGGUGUUACAUCGGGAUCUGAAACCAGCCAACAUUUUGGUUACGUCAGGUGGCGCCAUCCGUAUUGGGGAUUUGGGUCUAGCUCGUCUGUUUUACAAGCCCCUCAACUCUCUCUUCUCAGGCGAUAAAGUCGUGGUGACUAUAUGGUAUCGUGCCCCAGAAUUGCUAAUGGGUAGUCGUCACUACACUCCAGCCGUUGACCUCUGGGCCGUUGGAUGUAUCUUCGCAGAACUCCUCUCUCUUCGCCCUAUCUUCAAAGGCGAGGAGGCCAAGAUGGACAGCAAGAAAACAGUACCCUUUCAACGAAACCAAAUGAUGAAGAUCAUCGAAAUCAUGGGCCUCCCCACCAAAGACACCUGGCCGGGUAUAGUAUCGAUGCCCGAAUAUUCUCAACUUCAGUCAUUAGCUAUGUCACGCGCUCCAGGCCAUUUCCCUCGCUCCUCGAAUCUGGAAGGUUGGUAUCAAAGCUGCUUAAAAAAUGGCGGGUAUGCUACCUCGUCCAAUGCCGGGACUCCCGGUGCCGAUGGAUACGAUUUGUUGUCGAGACUGCUGGAGUAUGAUCCUACCAAGAGGAUAACUGCGCAAGAAGCCCUGGAGCACCCGUACUUUAAGAAUGGUGGUCCUAUUUCUGCCAACUGUUUCGAGGGCUUUGAGGGGAAAUAUCCUCACCGUCGUGUCACUCAGGACGAUAAUGAUAUCCGGUCUGGAAGCCUACCUGGCACCAAGCGAAGUGGGUUGCCGGAUGAUAGUUUGAUGGGACGCGCCUCAAAACGGCUCAAAGAAUAAAAAAAAUAAUAGUUUUCGAUAUCUUGAGAGGCUAUUCAUAGCGUUGCAGCGAUGUCAUUUACGAGCUCCUCGAUCUGCAUAUACACCUAUUACAUCCUUUGGCAUUUUGCAAUUAGCGUUGGAGGGUUUUUUGUUGGAAUGACAGUGAAUUUAGCAUAUUUAGAGCAAAUAAGAAGACAUAUAUGGAUCAUUCAGUGAAGAGUUAUUAAUCGUUUCAGCGUCAUUUUAGGUAUCAAUGGAUAUGCCGAGUGUUAGAUGAUUAGUACACAUUCAAGAUUCAUUCCCACAUUUGCGCCCCAGAUACCCAUCCGCCCAAACCCAUUGCCCUAUGUCAAAAUAAGAUGAGAUGAAAUAAAGAAAUUACAAUAAAUGACUCUAGGAAAACAUCGC